Closterium sp. Naga37s-1 is the source of this 2898-nucleotide messenger RNA. The record is from the annotation of a GenBank genome assembly. NCBI's taxonomy places the organism in Eukaryota, Viridiplantae, Streptophyta, Zygnematophyceae, Desmidiales, Closteriaceae.
AUGGAUUUUGAGCUACGGAGGGCGCAGCAGCGAUACGAGAAGGAGCAGCGUGAGAAGCGGGAGGCGGCGCGGCUGAAGGCGGAGAGGCAGAGGAAGGCGAAGGAAGAGAUCGAGGCGCGUCGGAGGGCUAUCGAAGAGGCGCAGAGGCUCAAGCGGUUGGAGGAUGCUGCAGCUGCUGAAGCAGCUCGUCGUCAAGCGGAGGCGGAUCUGCAAGCAGGGGGCGGCAUCCGCUUCAAUCGCGAGCUGAUCCCCGUCGCUAUAGCGGGCGACCGCGAUAAGAUCACACUCCCGCAGUCGGUGCUGUCCGAUCUGCCGCUAGACGAGGCCCUCGAUAGAGGACCCAUGCUCUUCGAGCUCUCCGUUCCGCGCGCCGCUGGCGGAAGCGCGGCAGGCGGAAGCGCAACCGGCGGAAGCACGGCGGACGGAAUGGAGGUUGAUGGGGAGGAAGAGGAUGACGCCGACGAGGGUGGUUAUGCGGUGGAUGUUGAUCUUAACGGGGGUGAUUAUAACGGGAGGAGAGUGAAGCGGAGGGUGACGCAUGGAGGCGUUUUGGAGUUUACUGCGCCGGAGGGCUGUGUAGGUCUACCCCCUCUUAUCCUGCGAAAUUUGGGGUUAACGGGGAUUAUGGACGUCUUUAAUCCGUCCGGUACUCCCCCCUCUGUGCGUGUCCGCUUCGUCAAGCUCCCUAAAGCCACGUUCGCGCGGCUCCAGCCGCUGCGCCACGGGUUUCUUGCUGACGUGGCGAAUCACCGCGCUGUUCUGGAGGCGGCGCUGCGGGGCCAGGCGGCGCUGACACGUGGCGACGUGCUAUUGAUCGGGUCGGAGGUGGGGGAGGUGGCUGUGCGCGUGUGUGAGGUGAAAGGGGUGGGCGGCGCGAGAGGCGCUGCUACAGUGAUUGAUGCUGACGUGGAAAUUGAGCUGUCGCCAUGGGAGGCGGAGGGGGGAGCGGAAGGCAAGGGAGGAAUGGGGAACAGGCAGGGGGAAGGCAAGGGGGAGGGAAAGGGAAAGGGGAAGGAAGGAGAAAUGCGGGAUGCAGGGAGGGAUGGGAAGAAUGUGGGGGACGGAGGGUGGGCUAUGGCUGGUACCGGGAGAAAGCUGAGGGAAACAGAUGAGCAACAAGGAGAGACAAGAGAGAAAGGAGAGGAAGCAGAGGGAGGAGGGAGAGGAGUUGGCGCUGGAGUUGUAAAGAGGGAGGUGAUCCACGUGGGGAGUGCUGAUAGGCGCUUACUGGUGCUGCCUAUAGGGGGGAAAGGGCUAGCAGGGGAGAUUCAGGAGGGCGAAUGGAGGUAUUUCAAGGUUUAUGUUGAUGGGAGGUUAGGCAGGAGGUUGUAUCAGGGGGAGGUAGAACUGGAGUUCCGGUUGCAGCUUGAAGGGGGGUCGGCUGAUGUGGCUCGAGGAGGUGGUGACGUGGCGGAGGGUGAUGCCGACCUGUACCUGACCAGGCACCCUAUUGUGUACCCCUCGUUUCUGGACCAUGACGUGUCGCGGGCGGAUUUGGAAUCGGGCGGCGAGCACCACCAGCACUGCGGGGAGUGUGGGGAGGUGUUUGGUGGGAGAAAAGAGAGGGAGAAGCACAAGCAGGUUCGGCAUGGGGAGUUGGUGUGCGAGUGUGGACUCACUGGGAAGGCUGCCGAAGUGACCGCCGUCGCACCACCUGUCCCCGUCGCCCCAUCCUCUAUCGCUUCUGUGCUGCCCUCGUGCCGGCCCUCAUGUCUUUCCUCCCUUCCCCCCUCUCGCCUCAACCCACCCCCACCAGCACCACCACUGGCGCACCACCUGUCCCCACCGCCCCAUCCUCUGUCGCUUCUGUGCUGCCCUCGUGCCGGCCCUCGGCCCGCCCCUCUCCGCUAUAGACGGUCUCAACGGCCUCUCACCCCACGAGGCGCACUGUGGGUGCUUUCACACAUCAACCUCUCCCUCCCUCAUCUCUGCCCUCUGCUAAUGUUCCGUCUGUGUCUUCCCUCCCAUUUCCCCCACCUGCUUUCCUCCCCCACCCUCCCCCACCAGCACCACCACCGGCGCACCACCUGUCCCCAUCGCCCCAUCCUCUGUCGCUUCUGCGCCGCUCUCGUGCCGGCCCUCGGCCCGCCCCUUUCUGCUAGAGACCGCCUCAACGGCCUCUCACCCCACGAGGCUCAGUGUGGGGCCCGCACAGCCCCUUGUGACACGUGUAGACGGCCGGUUAUGUUGAAGGAGAUGGAUGUCCACGUGGCGGCUUUCCAUUCGCUGCCUGCCACGUCAGCAGCAUCGCCAGCUGCUGCCACUGCUAAUUCCACCACUGCUGCUGCUGCUGCUGCUGCCUCUCCUGGGAACGCUCCUGCUUCUGUGGCUGGUGGGAGGAGCACGCACACGCACACAGAUAUGGAUGACGAGCAUUGGGCAAGAGCCUAUGCCGGAGAUUCUGUUGCUGUGGGUGGUGGGAGGGGCACACACACGCACACAGAUAUGGACGAAGAGCACUGGGCAAGAGCCUAUGCCGGAGAUUUUGAGGAGGACCAGGGGUUGCAAGGAAGAGUCGGAGAUGGGAUGGUGGGGGAUGUAGGGAAUGUUGGGGCGAGGGGUGGGAAUUUGGAUGGGGGUUUGGAGAAAAGGGAUGGGCCGGGUGGGGCGAGUGGGCUUCCCGCGUCACUCGCGGCGCUGAGUGAAGAAGCCCUAUUGGCUGCGCGCGAGGCGGCUUACGAGCAGCAGCUUCUAGCGGUGCGUGCUUCUAACGAGGGGACCGCGCCGAUUGGUCAGGCGGGGGGGAGGGAAGGGGAGGGGGAGGGGGAGGAGGUCGAGGGGGAGGCGGAGGAGGAGGAAGAGGAGGAAGAUGAGGAGGAGGGGGAUAGGGAUGAGAUGGACGGUGGGGAUGACGCGAUGAGUGACGAAUUCGGGCAGGAAACAGGGGGAGGGUUGUAG